AUGAGGGCCUUCAGGGUUCCCAUUUUCCUGCUUCUCGGUGUUUUUCUUCUUUCCGGUCGUAUUGACGCUAGGAAGCUAGCUGUGAGCGAAAAGAAACUGCAUGCAGUUGGUGAGAAUAAAUCAUUCUUCCCUUAUAUCCCUGUUUAUGGCGAUGGGUUCGGUUGGCCUGGUUCCGAUGGCCGCAUAGGCGGAGGAGGUGGGGGUGGUGGUGGUGGAGGAGGCGGGGGUGGCAAUGGGGGUGCUGGAUAUGGUUUCGGAGGUGGUGCUGGAGGUGGGAUUGGGUCAGGAAAAGGAGGGAUUGGAGGCGGAGGUGGUGGCGGGGGUGGUGGUGGUGGUAGUGGGUUUGGCGGAGGAUACGGUGCAGGAUUUGGAGGAGGAAUCGGAAGUGGGAGCGGAAUACCGUGA
Molecule: messenger RNA, 405 nt
Organism: Hibiscus syriacus
Lineage: Eukaryota; Viridiplantae; Streptophyta; Magnoliopsida; Malvales; Malvaceae
Product: glycine-rich protein DOT1-like
Exons: 1
Coding region: 1-405 (134 amino acids)
Source: RefSeq, a predicted model, not a curated record